This is a messenger RNA of Condylura cristata (star-nosed mole), 1290 nucleotides long. Its product is annotated as KIAA0040 ortholog. The coding region runs from base 292 to 588 and encodes 98 amino acids. Lineage: Eukaryota; Metazoa; Chordata; Mammalia; Eulipotyphla; Talpidae. The transcript is spliced from 3 exons. The record is from RefSeq and is a predicted model, not a curated record.
GUCGCCGGCGCACGGGACACUCCCGCUGAUCGCUUGCCGCCGCGCCUGCAGGAAGCCUUCCGGAGGACUGAAAGAUUUUAUUCCAUCUUGGUGAUGAAGAAUCUGAUGCCCAAAGCAAAUGUGUCAUCUUCCCAAGAAAGCACGCUGAGGAAGUCACAGGUGCUGUCAGUGGCAUGCCCAAACCCAAAGCUGGAAGAGGAAUAGCUUACAAGGGGGCAAAGCUGCACCUGCUUGAGCUCAGAACUUACAAGUGAGCUGAGAACUUCUGCUGGCCCCAAGUUAGCCAAUACCAUGGAGAAACUCAGUGCCUUCUUCAAUUCCAUCUGGGAUGUCAUCUCAACCAAACACCAAGAGGGCCUCUACAACACCAUCUGCCUGGGCAUCGUCCUGGGGCUCCCUCUCCUCGUGGUCGUCACGCUCCUCUUCAUCUGUUGCCAUUGCUGCUGGAGCCGACCAGGCAAGAGCAGCCGACAGCCAGAGCACAACAAGGGCAAGAAGAAAAAGAAGAAGAAAGAUGAAGAAGACCUCUGGAUCUCUGCACAGCCCAAGUUUCUCCAGCUGGAGAAGAGACCAUCGCUGCCUGUCUAGUUAGGCAGGAAGCAGGGGUGUGCUCUCUGGGACGAAGCUGGCUUCCAGCUGCACACAGGCAGGGGAGCAGGAUUGUGCAAUGAUGCACCCGUCCACAGAGGAGCAGUUCAACCAGGGAACAAACCUCAGGCCGCGCACCCCCUGGAGGGCACUCCUGGGGACUACAUGGACAAUUUCAAGGGCACUAACUAGGCAGCUAUGUGUCCGACUGCAAUUCUCUUCCUGACAGACUCGGGCCUGCCUCCGCCUGUCUCUGGCAUACUGAUAUGCAAAAGCACAAAGAACAUUUAUCCAUACAUCUUGAUAUGUCUCCCGAAUGCACACACGUGCACACACCCCCCCCCACACACACAUACAUGCACACAAAUGCAGGUAACAGGUACCUGGGAAGUAGAUUCUGUUCAUUGAAGGAUCAUCAAAUAUCCAUUUUGUGCAAGGCCCUGUGCCAGGCACUACAUCCCCUGGUCUUAUGAAAAACAAGUCUCAUAGGAAGGCCUGGCCAGAUGCAGGCACAAAGGAACACUUAGCCAGCAGGCAAGGCCCCGCUGCACUGUCUACUCCAUAUGCCACUCAGGUUAACGAUGCGUGCCAUCCCACCCCACCCUACGUAACCUUUCACUGGAAAUCCUUAUAUUUGGACAUUCCAGCCACGUGGUACAGCCCCCAUCCCGUGCACAGAUACACACCAAGUUUCUGUGCUUC